AUCUCCAACAAUGUCUUUAGUGAAGCAUCUCUGAGUUUCUCACGUACUAACUCAGCUCCUCUUCCUAAUCGACACUUGCUCGUGCCACUCCGCCUUUGGCUCUCACUCUUCGGUCUCACUCUUCUGUCUGAUCACUCCGUCAAGCUGCGCGUGCCACUAGAGUUGCCUCACCAUGCCGAAAGUUAUCGUCCCUAUACUCCCGGUGUCUGACGGCGACUCUUCUCACGUUCCCAACAAACCCGAAUUCUCAAAGGAAGACCCGUCAGAAAUUUACCUGGAGAAGCUUGCAGUAGGAUGGUUAAAAGAAAGAGGCGAAUACAAGCCUGGUGUCCAGUACACACUCGACAGGCUGCCAUCCGGGUAUUCAGUCUGGGGAAGGCCGCGCAUCAAGGAACCUAAACACCACGACAGAUGGUGCUACGGUCACCCUGACGGGAAGACCUUCGACUCGCCCAACCGCUUUUUACCCCACUUUUUGCACUUGAUGAAGAACAAUGGGAUUAGCUGGGGUUGCCCAUGCACUGUUUGUUCGAUUCCGACUCCCAAGCCCAAGACUACAAAGCCGGCCAGUGCAGCAAAGCCGGCCAGUGCAGCAAAGCCGGCCAGUGCAGCAAAGCUCUCGACCAGCUCCACAUAUGCAGUUAGCAGCAUGACACCUAGUGGCAUAUCAUCUGCGUUGCAGCACCCCGCGCCAAAAGGCAAGCCCCGCCAGGUGGACACGUCGACGAUGCAAGUCGACAAAGAAGGCACUCCUGACAUAUAUCGGAAUCUUAUCGACAAGCUUCGUAGCAAAGGCACCGUUGAUCUGCCAAUAAAAGAAACUAUGAGCAUGGAUUGGCGUUCAGAACGCCCGACGUUGCCGAAGAUGCUCAACAAAAUGUCACGCCAGCCACAAUGGGCACCAAGGCCAGGAGAGCUGGUCCUCUUCGUCCAGAGACUUGGACCUGGCGAAGAGGUUUGUCUUGACCCUUCUACAAACGAGUUCAAGAUCUGGAUCCCAAAGCAGAAAUUCGUUGGCCAUCCAGUAUGGGAGGCCGGAGUGGUCACGCAGCUCGCAACGGAAGGGCCAGUCAUUGAAGACUUGGUCAUCCGGACUGAGAAAAGAUUCGACCUUAAUUACUCUGGCUACAGGGUUGAGCCACUGCCCGACCCCAACAGCGAAGUCAAGCACUUUUCGAAGCAGCACAAAUACCUCCCAUUACAUCUAUUGCGCCCGUUCAUAUUUUGGGGAGAUUUCCUACGUGGAAUAGAGGAGGACAGAUGGCACCCAACAAUCAAGCAUGGUCUCACAUCCAUGUCGACUUUCUCACUCGUGGAGAAGUUCCAGUUCACUGGAAAAUGGCCUGCUGCAUCUAUUAGCUGUCGAGGCCUUUACCUUGGUCCAGAGCUAAUUCUUGUCGGAGACACAGUGCGCCUCCUCCCGCGUCAGCAGGGAUCAGGCUCAGCGGGUUCAGGCUCAGAAGUAACGGAUGUGCUCCAAGUCAUGUCAAUAAAGCUCAAUCUGACCAAUCUAGAUCAUGCCAGCAACAAUGAUUACGACGACAUGCGUCCUUACAAUUCCACGGUGCAUAUCGUCGGAAAGGCGUUUACCACUGAUGGCAAACGACCUACAGCAAAGCCCGCUUACAAGAGCCAGCUUCCGGCCAUCCUACAGGGCUACAGCGGUAAAGAAUGGCAACGUCUUCAUCAAGCAGAUCAGAGCUUGAAGGUCCCAUUCAACCGGAUUUUAGGCCGGUGCUACGAAGAGGAUGCCAUGAUCCUAUGGUUUUCGGUGGACAGCAACCAGGUCGGAGACCUAGGACAGGGUCUUGAAGGUGUUUAUCAAGGCAGAGAGUACGGUACCAGUGUAUACCGUCACAUCGAAGACGAUAAAAAGUGGUUCUGGGGCGAUACCAGAGUAGAAUCGCUGGAUCUCGCCACCGUCAACGGUUACGAAGUUGGCGAUCAUGACAGUUCUCGAGAUCCCAAAACUUGGCGAAAAAUGAUAAAAGUACUGGAAGGCAAUGCUGCAGCUGAGGACCGCAUUGCGUUGAAGGCGGCGCAAGAAGCACGUCCGCUACGGCGGAACAGCGCCGUCUCGAGUGGAUGGCGGGCGAUAAAUAUGCAGGAGCAGCGCAGUCAGCCGGAGGAGAUGGAGAUUGACUCGGACGAAGAGGCAGAUCUUUUCGUCAAUGAGGUGGCUGGAGAGGUGGAUGUGGACAUGACGGAGGCGUGAGGAUCGGGCGGGCAAGCACGGAAAUGUGAGGCUCAAAGUUGGGCUGCAGUAAAGUUUUUCAGAGCGGGACUGCGGGUGGUUUAUUGGAGCUGGGCGAACCUUUGCAGUUCCCCCCACACCGGUCAGCCGGUGCCGUUCGGGGGAUGGAGCUUUCACCGGCCGAGAUGAGCUGUUUAGUGGGAGCUUGGGAGCGCCCGCGUGGUUUGGGCGCGCGCCAGAGCUCUCGAGAGUCAUGAGCAGGCAAAAUAACAACUGACAUAACCGC
Messenger RNA from Aplosporella prunicola CBS 121167, 2480 nucleotides. RefSeq lists its product as uncharacterized. The coding region runs from base 173 to 2215 and encodes 680 amino acids. NCBI's taxonomy places the organism in Eukaryota, Fungi, Ascomycota, Dothideomycetes, Botryosphaeriales, Aplosporellaceae. Gene Ontology annotation, biological process: silent mating-type cassette heterochromatin formation. Gene Ontology annotation, cellular component: SHREC complex; rDNA heterochromatin. The record is from RefSeq and is a predicted model, not a curated record. The transcript is spliced from 2 exons.